AGGAACAUGGCGUCGCCCGCAGUGGCAGCAGCUGCAGUCCGCUUGUAUCGAGGCCCAGGGCGGGCAGUCUCCCUCCUCUGUGCCCGUAGCAGACGCUCCAUUAGCCCGCUGCAGAGGAGGCCUUAUGUGGUCACGACAGCCAGGAACGAUGCAAAGUUCAAACUAGAUGAGAAGACAGCUCACAGCAGUCUGGACCUCUUUAAGAAGGAUACAGGAGUGAUCUACCGCAUCCUGGGAUUGGACCCUUCUCAGGUGCAGAACAACCCCGAGCGCUUCCGAGACUGGGCUGUGGUUUUCGGAGAUGAGAAGAUCCGCAGUGGGAGGCAUUACUGGGAAGUCACUGUCAAGAAAUCCCAGCAAUUUCGUAUCGGAGUUGCGGAGGCGUUGAUGUCCCGCGAUGAGUGUGUGGGUACCAACAGUUCCUCUUGGGUUUACGGGUACGCUCAGAGGAAGUGGUUUGCCAUGUUGAACAAUAAAACCGUUCCUGUGACGCUGGUAGGAAAGCCAGACCGUGUGGGAAUUCUGCUUGACUACGAGGGGGGAGUGCUAGCUCUGGUAGAUGUAGAAAAAAGUAGCAUUAUUCAUUGCAUCAAAGCCAAAUUUCAGGGAGAGAUUUGCCCCGCCUUUGGACUGUGGGAUGGGGAGCUUCUGACACACAGCGGCCUGGAGGAGCCGGCAGGCCUCAAGUGAAGACAUUUGAGCAGUGGGGCUUAUGUAACUUGGGUCCAUAAAGGGCAACUGUGUGUUAUUUUAGAGGGGGGAGGUAUAAUGAAAAAUAUAUAAUCUUUAAAGGGUUGUUUUGGAGAUAAGCCAGAUUAAAAUAUCAAGUCAUAUCAAUGAUAAUAAUUUAAAAAAAAAGAAAGCUGUUACACAUUCAUACACACAUACGUUUUCCAGUAGACUGUACGCCAUCUUCUUGUCUCCAGGGAGAUGAUAUGCUUUGCCAAAAAUGUUUCAUAGUGUGUCAUUAAACUUAUUUCAUCAUGUUUGUUGAAAGACAUGCAUUCUUACAGAAGCCUCUCGCAACUAGACCUGGUGGAGUUAACUGCUUGUCUCUAUGGAAAUAUAAUACAUGAAAUAAUAUCUCCGUGCAGACAAACAGCCACCUGCUUGCCUGCACAGAGAUAUUAUUCCAUGCCCUCUACCAGGAAUGUUACAUAACAAAAUGCAAAAUGUCAGUGUACUUCCAAAACAAAGAUAUAAGGUGAGAUUCCUGCAUGUUUUUGUACAUUUUUGAUGCACUGCCAUAAUAUCACCUAUCACCUGAAUAUUGUCAUAGGAGCCUAAAUGCAUUAAUGAAUUUAGAUUUUUUACAGUGUCUUCCACCCAUGUUAUGUGGUCCUUCUCAAAAUGAGGUAAAUGAGUGAGGAUCACUUUAUAUUCAUAGGUAAUUCAUAUUGAACGCUGAUCUAUAAUGAACCAUCCAUAGUAUCAGUAACACGUUCAUACUUCACAAGGUGCUUUUCUGUUCUUUUUGCAUUACCUCUUGGUUUAUCUUGAUUGAGUGAAGUGUUGUGUGUUCUCGGGACAUGAAUUACCAAAUUUGAGCUUUGUAAGUGUUUCCAUGCUGUGCCAUUAUAUUAUGACAACAUGAAUUUAACACAUGUACCUUAAGAUGAACAAUAAAAUAAUGUAAGAAGUG
Messenger RNA from Periophthalmus magnuspinnatus, 1642 nucleotides. It is a transcript of the gene spryd4, whose product is annotated as SPRY domain containing 4. The record is from RefSeq and is a predicted model, not a curated record. Gene Ontology annotation, molecular function: protein binding. The coding region runs from base 7 to 690 and encodes 227 amino acids. NCBI's taxonomy places the organism in Eukaryota, Metazoa, Chordata, Actinopteri, Gobiiformes, Gobiidae. The transcript is spliced from 2 exons.